Hypanus sabinus (Atlantic stingray) is the source of this 3628-nucleotide messenger RNA. Its product is annotated as peroxisomal succinyl-coenzyme A thioesterase-like. The record is from RefSeq and is a predicted model, not a curated record. The coding region runs from base 140 to 1612 and encodes 490 amino acids. Gene Ontology annotation, molecular function: fatty acyl-CoA hydrolase activity. NCBI's taxonomy places the organism in Eukaryota, Metazoa, Chordata, Chondrichthyes, Myliobatiformes, Dasyatidae. The transcript is spliced from 13 exons. Gene Ontology annotation, biological process: fatty acid metabolic process; acyl-CoA metabolic process.
GCAGUUUGUGGGCGGCGGGCAACUUAUUGGGCGGAAACUUGCCUGGACUGUGAUUGGAAACGGCGGGUAGACGCUAGUACGGUGACGAUGGGGUUCACAGUUCUCUGGCCGCUGUCCUGAUGCAGGGUCUUGGUUUGCAAUGUUAGCUCUGUAUUCGUUUCCAUGGGUGCUGCCUCACCUGCUGAGUUCCUCAGGUAUGAAAUACUUUUGGAUGUUACAGUUUGUACGAAGUAACUACUCUAAUAGCUCCUGCAAAAUGAAACCAUCCAUUAAAAGACUGCUUACUUCAGGUACAGCAAGAAAUUACAGUCAAAAUGUGGCACCCAUAAUCAAAGCAGAGCCAACAAGAGGACUUAUGGAUGAAUCAGUCAAGAUUGAGAUCACACAUUUGCUCCCAAAUCAGCAGAUUACAUUGCACUCGAAGCUUUUGUCUGAAGAUAAUGAUUGGUGGAUGUCACACGCCCAUUAUGUCAGUGAUGUGGAAGGGAACGUCAGAGUUAGCCAUGAUAAGUCAUGGGGAGGCAGUUACACUGGCCAGGAACCAAUGGGCUUCAUCUGGAGCAUGAAACUUGCACCUGGCAGUCGUGAAGGAAUGAGGCUGAGAAAGAAGGAUGUGACCACCCCACUGUCAGUAACUGUUUCUGUACACAGUGGAUGGAUUUCUAGUAGCUUUGACAUGGAAACAGUACUGGCAUCAGUUGUGUUGGAACGCUUUUAUAUGGCCCCAGGCACCACCAGGUUACAGUUCAGAAAUGGUCGUGUUGUUGGAACACUCUUCUUGCCACCAGGACCUGGACCGUUUCCUGCAGUUCUGGACAUGUGGGGUGGUGGAGGCGGUCUUGUAGAAUAUCGAGCAUCUCUUUUUGCAUCCAGGGGAUUUGCAGCACUUGCCUUGGCACACACAGGACAUAAGGACCUUCCACCAGCACAGGAAGUCUUUGAACCAAGCCUUUCUUACUUCGAGGAGGCCUUUAUUGCCCUUGAGAACCAUCCAAAGAUUGCAAAAGGGAGAGUUGCCCUUGUAGGGCUUUCACUUGGAUUUACAGUGGCACUCCUGAUGGCAACGGAGCUCAGAAAUAUUCAUCCCAAAUGUUUAGUCUGCAUCAGUGGAAGUCAUUUUAAUCUGAUCCAGAAUGGAGAUUCAAUUUUGUUUCAAGAUGAGAAUGAUCAUGCAGAUAAAGUUAAGUUUGCAGAGGAUGGCGCUUUGAUAUGGAAAUACAUCCCUUUGCCAUUCACAGAUUCAAAGUCCAUGGUGAAGGUUGAUAAAAUCAGGUGCCCCUUAUUGAUUAUCUGUGGUGAUGAUGAUCAAAACUGGCCUGCACUUGAAUCUGUUUUUGAGAUACAGGAUCUGAUGAAGGCGGCAGGAAACGAUCAUUUGCUCACAACAGCCGUGUAUCCUCAGACUGGACAUCUAAUUGAGCCUCCUUAUAGCCCCCACUUCAGGACGACCAGGUUUAAGAUCCAUUCUAUAAACAAAAUAGUAAAGAUUUUAUGGGGAGGAACAACAAAACCUCAUUCAGAUGCUCAGGAGGACUCCUGGAAAAAGAUUCUGGCAUAUCUGGAAAACCAUCUUGUACUUGAACAUCCUGCUGUGAACCGGUCCAAACUGUGAAAGUUGAUUUUGUGUGAAAUUACUAAUAGUGCCUUCAAAAGAAGCAACUUUGUUACUUUGUCUGUUAUGUAGGCAUUUAAUUCAUAAUUCACCUUCUGUUGCAAAAUUUAUACUUGGUUGGAUUAGAGUUGUAAGCAGAUAUACGUGGGAGGUCACUAUUUGGCCUGUGACAGUCAAUUCCCUAGCAGAGCUGCCCAUAUAUUUUCAUUACCUAUCUAUUCUCCGUUACUUCAUUAAUGUAGGCUAAUAACAUUGAGUGUUUCCAGUAGCUUUUCAGCACUGAUAUGGGAAGAGAGUGUAGUUCAAACUCAUGAAAGUUGUGCCCUCUAAUUACCCUUCCAUUUAUCUUCUCUGCUGUAAGGUGAAGAACCUUGUGUCUGCUCUCUCAGGCCUUUCAUCUGUAACACCAGCCUUUUAAAGUAUUCUUUAAAGGGUUGUGUAUAUAUGUAUUUUGCCUUUCUCUCCCCCCCCCCCCCCCCCCCCAGAAGACUUAAAUUUGGUCACUGAGAAUAUUUAUUUAAAGUUCAAGUGAAAAGAUUUUUGGUUCAUGAGUUGCUGCUGAGAAUAGUAUAGGUUUUGGGGAUCUGAGGGAAAGGGGCAAGCUUGUUGUAAAAUUGCUUGGUGGAAAAUUGCUUGGUGGGAGGAUAUAAGAGUUAAAGUAUCGUGCUUUAAAGUUUAAAGUAGAGUUUAUUGUCAUGCACAAAUAAUCUAGGCACAAGUGCAUUGGAAAACUUCCAGCAGCACCAUAGACACACAGCAUCACAUCAAUAACAUUUACAAGAAAACAUCAUUUAACAUAAAUUAUACAUAUUUACAAGAGCACAAUUGGAACUUUAUUGCAAAGUAUUGUUAAUAUGUAGUAUUUAGUGUUUUGCUGGAUGGUUCAAAAACCGAAUGGUUGAAGGGAAGUAGCUGAUCUUGAACCUGGUGGUUUGGGAUUUCAGUCUUCUGCACCUCUUGCCCGAUGGUAGCUGCGAAAGUUCAAAGUAAAUUUAUUAAAGUUUAUAUAUGUCAACAUAUAGAAACCUGAGAUUAUUUUCUUGCAGGCAUACGUAGUAAAUCCAAGAAACAUAAUAGAAUCAAUGAAAUAUUACGCUCUACAGGACGGACGAAUGACCAGUGUGCAAAAGACAAUAAACUGCAGAUACAAAAAAAGUAAUAAUAAUAAUAAAUGAACGAAAAAGUGGUAUGGCCCAAAUGGUGAGAAUCUUUGAUAAUCUUGCCUGCAAUAGCUAAACUCUCUGCAGCUUAUGUGCAUUCAGCAUGAUGUACAGUGGCUUGCAAAAGUUUGGGCACCCCUGGUCAAAAAUUCUGUUACUGUGAAUAGUUAAAUGAGUAGAAGAUGAACUGAUAUGUUAACAUCAGGAAUUUAAAGCUGCCGUUGAUUCCCAAUGUAGGCUGAUACUUGUCCAUUGAAAGGAGCAGUCAACGUUUCAACGGAUGCUGCCCGACCUGCUGAGUUCAUCCAGCUUGUUUGUACGUGUUUAUUUGACCACAGCAUCUGCUGUGUACUUUGUGUUUACAUGGAUAGCUUUUUCAGCCAAUAUGGAUAGAUUGGGACAAAUGGCCUUUGAUAUAAAUGUCUGAUAUGGAGAUGGGGAAGAAAGGUAGACAAUCAGCCAUGAUAUUCAAUGGUGAGGCAGUCUCAAAGAACUAGACAAAAAUGAAAAUCUUGUUUUUCUUGUUCCAUGCUUUGGUUCUCCACAUAAAUAUUUAUGAAAUCCAAAAUUACACAUGUUCUUGUUAACUUGUCUUAAAAUUAUUUUGUGCAUCAUUAUUACAUGUAUAAUUUUAUAUUUAAUUAACAUAUUUAAGACUAUCAAACAUUUUAUAUUGAAAGAUUCAAAUUUUGUUUUCUGUGGUACUUUAAUUAUUAAUGUAAUGAUAUGGUGUAUUUUUCUCCUGGGUAUGUGCUUUGUCUUCACAUGAUGUACUUUAUAUGAAGAUAUUCAAUUGAUUAACUUGUAAUGUGAUUUCCUGUGCAAUUACUCUUUGAAUAAAUUGCUCAAAACUUCA